AAUCACAUCCACUUAUCCGCCUUCUCCAUCCCGUCAUCCCUAAUUUCACAGUUUACAAAGCCUCUAUCGAACGGACUGAUGUUCCUAGAUAGGGAGUAGCUCCGGAAUCCAACAGUUGAGAAAGUCCCUAUCGAGCACCCUAUGAAAUGGGUUCAAUUGAUGCGCCCACUCGAGCUGAGAACGGUGCUGUGAGUCCAGUUCUCAACGGCGCUGCCCAUGGCCAGAUCGCCGGAAACGGAGGUGUCCAGUCCCCCGCGGUGGAAUCCAACGGAGUCUCAACAGAGAACGAGAUCUUGAAAAGGUGGAAGUCGAACAUGCUACCGCUUGAAGUGGGAACGCGUGUGAUGUGCCGCUGGAGAGAUGGCAAGUAUCACCCCGUGAAAGUCAUCGAACGUAGGAAAGUACCCUCAGGCGGAAACAAUGACUACGAAUACUACGUUCACUACACAGAAUUCAAUAGGAGACUCGAUGAAUGGGUUAAGCUUGAACAGCUUAAUCUUGAUUCCGUGGAGACAGUUGUGGAUGAGAAGGUGGAGGACAAGGUGACGAGCUUAAAAAUGACACGCCAUCAAAAGCGUAAAAUUGACGAGACACAAGUAGAGGGUCAUGAAGAACUUGAUGCUGCUAGCCUGCGAGAGCAUGAAGAGUUCACAAAGGUUAAGAAUAUCGCAACAAUUGAACUUGGGCGGUAUGAGAUCGAGACAUGGUAUUUCUCCCCAUUCCCCCCAGAAUACAAUGAUUGUACGAAGCUGUUCUUCUGUGAAUUUUGCCUCAAUUUCAUGAAGCGAAAAGAACAACUUCAGAGGCAUAUGAGAAAAUGUGAUCUGAAGCACCCUCCUGGAGAUGAGAUUUAUCGAAGUGGUACCCUAUCAAUGUUUGAGGUUGAUGGAAAAAAGAAUAAAGUUUAUGGACAGAAUCUUUGCUAUCUGGCCAAGUUAUUUCUUGACCACAAGACCCUCUACUAUGAUGUUGAUCUCUUCCUGUUUUAUGUACUUUGUGAAUGUGAUGAUCGUGGGUGCCAUAUGGUGGGCUAUUUUUCAAAGGAAAAGCAUUCUGAGGAGUCCUAUAAUUUGGCAUGUAUUCUUACUCUGCCACCAUAUCAGAGAAAAGGCUAUGGGAAAUUUUUAAUUGCAUUCUCAUAUGAACUUUCGAAGAAAGAAGGUAAAGUUGGAACUCCAGAAAGACCCCUUUCUGACCUAGGUAUGCUAAGCUACCGAGGAUACUGGACUCGUGUUCUCCUGGACAUAUUGAAAAAGCAUAAAGGCAACAUUUCUAUCAAGGAGCUGAGUGAUAUGACUGCAAUCAAGGCAGAAGACAUUCUAAGCACCCUUCAGGCACUGGAGCUAAUUCAGUACCGCAAGGGGCAGCACGUCAUCUGUGCAGACCCAAAGGUCUUAGAUCGGCAUCUAAAGGCUGCUGGCCGAGGUGGUUUGGAGGUGGACGUUAGCAAACUGAUAUGGACUCCUUAUAAAGAGCAGAGCUGAUUUUCAAAUUACCCACUUCCCUUUUGCACACCUGUCUUUCCUCCUUCCUUUGAAUAUGUGUACAGAAGUCAUGGUAAUUAACAUACAGACUUGGGUCAACAAUGUUAGCUGUAACUUCUAAUUCCACUAUCUGGCCUCAAAUGACAUACGACCUGUGGUAUAUAGUCCCUUCAUCCUAAAUUAUUUUCUCUUUUCGAACGUGUAAAAUGAAUCUUUUUUGUGAAA
Messenger RNA from Cuscuta campestris, 1709 nucleotides. Lineage: Eukaryota; Viridiplantae; Streptophyta; Magnoliopsida; Solanales; Convolvulaceae. The record is from the annotation of a GenBank genome assembly.